CGACAGUUGAAAUCAGGACUCGUAUGGUCGCUGCUUGCAUGACCAGCUUAUCGGAUUACGCACGCUCUGCAUCAGCUCGUCCGCGCCACGCCCUCUGGCUCGCUCGCUCGCCAUCCACUCUGACCCGCUGCUGUCAUCGUUGAAACACAGGUACCACUUCAUCUUCCACCACUCGUCCUCCAAGCCUGUCAUCACAAUCUUUGCAGAACAAUCGCAGCAACUCCUUAGCAUGUCUGCUGCCUCAGCUUCUCGUCUCAGCGAAAGCGCCGCCUUCGUGCGACUUGGUGCCGCUCAAGCUCGGCACCUCCACACCUCGCUGGCUCGAAGAGCGCAGCCAGUCAACCCCUCCUCCAGCGUCGAUGCCUUGCUGGGCGUUUCUGCGCCAGCUCCACCCAGACAAGGUGAAGGUUCAGGGUUGGUCGUGACAGGCAACGCUCGACCCAACAAUCCCAACGACCUCUCGCAACUCUUGAAGCAGCAUCAGCAUCAGCAUCGUUCUGGUCCCGCGGAUGGGAGUCGAGGUGGCCAAAGCGCGACGAGAGCACGCAAUGCGGCAGCUAUGGGAGCAGUGAGGCGGAGCGGUCGUUUUGGCAGCAGCGACAUACCCACGCGCAAUCUGGAGCUCGAUGGAGCUUUUUCGCCGCCCGACGCACCCAUCGACCCGAUGGAAGAAGCACGAAAGUCGAUGGCAAAGCGGGGAGAAGAAGCGGUGGACCGCGAGACGCCGCACCCCGUCGAUGCAAUGAAUGGUCGCAACGAGCUGGACGAGAGGGUUUUGGCUGCUGCCAGAGCUGUGCACGCACGAGGAUCUACCGAUCUCCACGUCUUGCUCCAUCAAUUCGAAGAUCGGGCGGGUACGCAACUCCCCAUCGAACUGCCUUACGAAUCAACACCUGCACCGGAGCGCCGCGUACGCAUCACUGGCGCAGACAGCUCAGAAGCUCACUUGCAGGCCAGUCACGAUGAUGGAGUGCUGCUCAUCGCUUAUGUAGCCGGUCUGACUGGACAGCGGGGCACAGAACGAAUCAGUGUUUGCUCCGGCUUUGCAGUGGAAGGCGGCGAGAGGCUGACCGAGGCGCAAGGGGGAGAGGAGAAAGGCGCGCUCGUCAUUUCCUGCGCCCACACCCUGCGAGCAUCGCUUCCUGUGCCCCCUAGGAGCUCGUCAUCCUCUAGCGGCGCCAAGUCUAUCGGAGACGACUCUGUCGCACUGGCCAUCACACGUCAAGGCCACAUCUUUCCGAUCAGGCAAUUGCUGUCUUCGCUUCCCAGAUCCGAUCUGGUGCUGCUGCAGCUCUCGGACAAGCCGAUCCUACCCUCCAUCUUGCCGACUGAUGUCGAGGCAAGCUCGAGCUCGCUAUCUGCUGCCCCGACCACCCUGCGCACGCUUCCUCUCUCCCCUUAUCCUGCCACUGUUGGCACAGAGCUUGCAGUCAGCAGCUUCUGGGGCUACGAGGACGAUGCGGGAGCAAAAGUUCCGCCCUUUGCGUUUGUUCAAGCCCAGAGUGGCGCGGGCGCUGGGAGUUCGAGCUUGGAGGGCCCCGGUGGCGCGACACGUACGCAAGCUUCUUCUGUAGAAGGUUCGGGCUUGACGCUCUCUACCCCUCUGCCUCCGCCGAAAGGAAGAGAAGCAGAGGUCGUCAGCAGAGAGAGGGAUGACGCCGCACGAUCCCGAUGGGGUCGAGCUAGAUUGGUCGAAUAUAAAGAUGAUUAUGGUCAAGAAGCAAGAACGGGCACAUACGAUACGCUAGCACAGCUCGAUUUCAAAUUGGUCCUCUCUCACUCCAAUCCGCCAGCACUGCACUCUUCCCCGCCCACCUCCGAUUCUGCCGAAGAGCGUCGACGAGCUACUCGAGGAGUGCCCAACUUCCCCCCUCCCGGCUCCAGCGGCGGGCCGAUCGUGUGCGCCGAGAGCGGAGCAGUGGUCGGCGUCACUCGAGGUACAAAGAUGGGCAUACUGGAAGGCAGAAGGGGAGAUGGUGUGCCCGCCGAAAAAGUCUUUGAAUUCUUUGCACUCCCCGGCUUAGGCAAGAAGUGAUUUCUAUGCCCUUGUAUAUCAUGCGCGGGGACGACUUCAAUUGUGCUCGAAAUGUGAAUCUGACCACUUGCGACCUGCUAUAACAAUCGACUGUUCCAUAUAGAUGUGCUCUCAUAGUAUCUAAUUGCAG
Messenger RNA from Ceraceosorus guamensis, 2165 nucleotides. RefSeq lists its product as hypothetical. The coding region runs from base 230 to 2035 and encodes 601 amino acids. NCBI's taxonomy places the organism in Eukaryota, Fungi, Basidiomycota, Exobasidiomycetes, Ceraceosorales, Ceraceosoraceae. The record is from RefSeq and is a predicted model, not a curated record. The transcript is spliced from 4 exons.